This is a messenger RNA of Culicoides brevitarsis, 921 nucleotides long. Its product is annotated as salivary glue protein Sgs-3-like. The transcript is spliced from 2 exons. The record is from RefSeq and is a predicted model, not a curated record. The coding region runs from base 1 to 921 and encodes 306 amino acids. NCBI's taxonomy places the organism in Eukaryota, Metazoa, Arthropoda, Insecta, Diptera, Ceratopogonidae.
AUGGCGAGACAUACAUUUUUGGUCAUUUUGGGAUUUUUAUUCCUUGCUACAUUCGCUUCAGCGAAACCAGCAAAAAAUCGUAAACUUCUCCCGUUUGAGGAUAAUUUCGAUUCAGAUUACGAUUAUAGCUCUGAGGAGUUCCGUUAUUUGUCGUUAGAUGACAUUCAGAAUGCUGUUUCUUAUGAAGUUAAGCAAAAAGGAGCUUCAAAGUUGUUCAUGUUAAAGCAACGGGUUAAGAGACAAGCUGACAUGCCUUCGACAAUGGCUCCUAUGGAAGAAAGUACGACAACAACUAGCACGGCUUCGACAACGACGCCAGCUACAACGACAUCUACUGAGAGUACUACAACGACCUCUACGACGCCAUCUACUACUGAAAGUACAACAACAACGAGUACAACGCCAUCUACGACGACAACGACAACUACGACGACGCCAUCUCCAAGCAGCAGUUCAACAACGACAGAAAGUACGACGACGACUUCAACAACUCCGUCUACAACGACAACUCCAUCUACAACGACAACUUCAAGUACGACAGAAAGUACAACGACGACAUCUACAACGCCUUCGACGACAACGACCUCUACGGAAAGUACGACAACUACUUCAUCAACGACGCCAUCUACUACAAAAACAACAACUUGCAUGACUACAACUACGAAAAAGAUGAGAAAAAAGAACAAAUCUGGAUCAGAUUCAGAUUCUCAUGAAAAACGUCGCAGAAAACACAAGUACAGAAAUCGCAGCAAAAAUCGCGGGCAAGAUGAUGAAGAAGGAUCAACCGAUUGUGAAGAAUCAAAAAUGGAAUCUACAACAACCACGAAACGCCCAAAGAAGAAGGGAAGCGGUUCAGAUUCUGACUCAGGCUCUGGCGAGAAACGCAGAAGAAAGCAUCAUCAUAAAGGAAGACGUCAUUAA